Messenger RNA from Monodelphis domestica (gray short-tailed opossum), 7401 nucleotides. Lineage: Eukaryota; Metazoa; Chordata; Mammalia; Didelphimorphia; Didelphidae. The record is from RefSeq and is a predicted model, not a curated record.
CAUUCUUUGACAUUUAUAUGGCAGCAGAAGAAUUAGGGGCAUUGAGGAAUGCAGGAUACCUCCAAAUUUUUAUAUUAAUAGGUACUGUCAUUUUUGUACGCCUCAAUACUAUAUUUAGAGAUGCUAAAAUAAAAAACAUUGAGGAUAAAAUAGAAAAUAUUGAGGAUAAAAUAGAAAAAAUUGAGGAUAAAAUGCAAGCCCAAUUAGAAGAUCUAAAAUGUUUCUUACAGGAUCAAUGGGCAAACACCCACUCUACCAGAAACAGACCUGUUUCUGAACCUUUGAAUGAGGAAAUUUCCUUCCCUGAAAUAGAGAUGGAAAACACCUUCCCUAUAGCCCAGUUAACAGACUGCUUCUCUCGUGCAGUGCAAAUCUUGACUGAAUUUAAUCCCCAAAACCCUUCCCCUGCAAUCCCAGUUUCUCAUGUUCCCUCUCCUACAGAAAACCAAAUUCCAAUGCAAAGGAGAUCUUCUCCUCCUAGAGAAACCUGUCCUUGUCAAACUGACCCACAGGUACAAAAUUCAACUAGAGGCCUGUUUCCUCUAAGAGAAGUACCUGAAAUAGAACGGAAUGGGGAUGUGGUGACUUUAAGACAUAGGAUACCGUUUACUCCCCAAGAAAUAAAUGAAUUUACACGAAAUAUCCCCACAUAUGAACAAGAUCCUUUUCUAGUAUCAAAAAAGAUGGGAGACAUAUUUUUUCAGUAUAAUCCAUCUUACAAGGACGUUGAGAACUUGCUACAGGCUUUUUUAACUGAACGUGAAAAAAAUAAAAUAAUUGCUCAUGUCAACAAAACCCGGGGGCGUAAUGCAGCACAUUGGCCAUCUCAGGAUCCCGAAUGGGACUAUAACAAUCCUGAGGAUUGUCUACAACUAUACCAUUGUAGAGAGGCCAUCCUCACGGCAAUGAAGGAAUGUGCAGACAGUACAGAUAAGUGGAUGGAACUUGAAAAAAUUAAGCAAAAUGAGGAAGAAACACCCUCCAGAUUCAUGGAUAGAAUAAUCGAGUUUGGGGACAGAUACUUAGAUUGGGACCUAACUAAAGAGAGUAGCUUAAGACAAGUUGGAAGGAUCUUUGUAAAUAACUCUUUUAAAGCAAUUAAGAAUUAUUUUAGAACACAAUGCCCAAGAUGGUCAGAUAUGGACCUUGAAGAAUUGCGAAAAACAGCUAUAUAUGUUUUAAAGGGAAAUAAAGAAAAGGAGGAAGAAAAUAAUGAUGACAUGGAGGAAAUGAAGAAAAAAUGAGAUAUUUAAUAGAUAGGAUAACUAAAUUAGAAAGUGGGCAUGAUAAUGAACCAAUGACAAUUGCCCCUCUCCAGAAAUCCAAUUAUCAAUCCAUUACUUGCCACUUCUGUGAGAAGAAGGGCCACAAAAUGAUGGAAUGUAGAACCUUUCUUAAGAUGAUUGGAAGGAAUACACAGUUUAAUAAUAGCUUUAGAAAUAAUAACUAUAGAAAUGAUGAUAAUGGUUAUAGAAACCAGAAUUCUAGAAAUUAUAAUAAUGACUAUGGAAAUAACUAUAAUGAACAUAGAAAUAAGAACUUUAGAAACCAGAAUGAUAGAAAUAGGAAUUGGGAAAAUAAUGACAAUGCUCCAAAUGAAGAAAAUGAUAAUACUCAACAACAAUAUAUGAGAAAUGGCGCUCGUCCAAAACAUGCUCGAGGUGCUAAUGAACCUCAGAGAGGUGCCCUUCAGGAGGGUGCCCAAGGAACUUCCCAAUAUAAUGAAGAUGAUGAUUCUUAGACUAUUGAUUUUGUUGAUGUUAAUUAACCUUUUUCAGUUUUUUUCUCCCCUCCAAAUAGUAGGAAUGAAUGAACAAAGAACUUAAAACUAUGAUUGGAAAAUUAUGCACCGAGACCCAUUUAAAAUGGCCCGAAAUUCUCCCUCUGACUCUAUUUUAUCUUAGAAGCAGGCCUAGAGGAGACUUAAAUAUUUCGCCAUUUGAAAUGCUUUUUGGACAUCUACCUAUACAGGCUAAGCCUGAGUCAUGAUUGAUUUUAGAAUUGAUACAAUAGAGAUACUUGGAAUGACAGAACCAGGUCUUGGAAACUACAAUCUCCACCCUACUCAGAGUAACAGGAUUUAGGAAGGGCUGCAGCAAAGAUCAAGAUUUAAUUAUUUGAGAAUAUGACCUUCAACAGACAUGUGCAAAGGGGGCAGACCUCUGGGCGGUCCUGGGUUAAGCUAGAUCCACCAUUGGCACAGGGGAGACAUCGACAGUGAUUGGUAGAUGUGAGAACUGAGGGGAGGGAACUUAGAUUGUUUGCUUAAAGAUAGAGAAAGGUGGAUACUCGGGAGGAGCUUUAUGCUCUGAAGGAGGGCUGAGAGGAGAGAGCUCCUGGAGGGAGAGCUCCUGGAGAGGUCUUGAAGGAGGCUGUGGAAGGAGAACUCAGGAGGAGUCAGGAGGAGAAUUCUCUGGAAACAUUUCUUGAAAGGAGGCUCUCUUGAAAGUGAAGCCUGAGGUUGGCAUGAGAAGCCUUACCUAGAGAGAUCUUGGGUGAGUGAUAAAACCAACUGACUGAUUUAUUCAUUCUUAUUUCUUUCUUACUUUCUCUCUUUUUCUAUUGAUUAAACAGUGUAUUAUAAAUUAAAUUUAUCUAUAAAACCCAGUUGGCUUGGGCAUAUUCAUAAAUUGGGAAUAUAUUCCCUGGCGACCAUCUUAUAUUUAUAUAAACCCAAGACACAGUAGAAAACAUAUUUCAGUGGUCAUAAUUGUUAUAUAUUUCCCUUGCUCCCAAAACAUUUUAAUUAUCACAGUUUAUGGCUCCCACUCUCUUAUCUACAACUAUUUAAAGCCAAAAACUAUUUUAAAUCUAAUAGUUGGCUGUCUUGUCUAGCUUGCCAUCUGCACAUUGAUAUGUAUUGUCUUUUAUCCAAGGCAUUGCUAAGAUGGCACAGCAUUAUAAUAUUGAGAGCAGAUGUCUGGGCUGCUCCAGAACCUUUGAAGCUGACAUUGAAAUGAAUUACUAUUCAGUCUAUUCCAAACCUACCUACUUGUAUGGUGACCUAUUACAUAACAUCCUUCGAUCUUUUCCACCAUGAAAACAUACUGGACUAAAAUCCAGGUGAACUUUAUCCACAAUUUUUGCAUAGUCUAUCCAUCAAGCCAUCUUUUCAAAAAAGAACAUGAGUGUAGAAAACCCCCUUGGGGGUGGGGCAGGACUGGGACCAGAGCUCCACAGGUAAGGUUGGCGAAAAAUAAUGAGGAAAUACAAAGAUUGAAAUUAGAAGAACCUUGCCUGUACUUAAGGGCAAGAGAAAAGGUGAGAAUCCAAGAUAACAGACACAGUGUGGAGUCAGAAGGAUUUUGCCUUGCUAAUGGCAGGCAAAUACAGUUUAUUGCAUGCUGCUCACAACUUUUAAAGGUACAGAUCACAAAGAAUGAAAGCAUUCAUUUGAAAUGGGUCCUUGGGAAAGUGCAACAAGGAUGGUAGAUAGGACAGCUGGUGCAGGUUAAGGAUCCCAGGAAAUAGGGUGAGAGAAUAUUUCUAAGAAAUGUAGAUAAGCACUUGGGGUAAGAUAAUGAUUCAAGCACUAUUUAAAUUCCAUGGAAUGGUCAGCAAUAGCAUGUCUUUGCAAUACACAUGUAAUACUAUGUGAGGCAAAGAAGGUGUGAAUGUUAAAAACUGUAAAUGCCAAACUGUAAAGGUUUUGGUCAAAUUGUAAAGGAUAAUUUUUAGUGUUUUGACUUAAAAUCUAAAAUAAGUGGUUGCCAUGGGAAAUUCCCAAAUAUGAAAAUACCCAAGUCAGCUGGGAUUUAUGGAGAUUUUAAUUAAUAUAAAUGAAGGAAUUAAGGGAAGGAGAGAGAGAGAAUAGCCAAGCAGUAGAAAAGGGCCUAGGCCAAAAUGGCCUAGGCCUUAGCCUAAGGAAGAGCAAGUCAGUCUUCAUCAUUCACCACAAGAUCAUCUCCAAGCUGGGUUCUUUCAAUCCGAACUCCAACUAACUCCAACUAAAAACUCCAACUAACUACAACUAACUGACUUCCAAUCCAAAACUGCAUUACCUGAACUGACAUCUCCUUUUAAAGAAAUUUUCUCUUAUGUCACCUCCCUUAAAUUUUCAUGUCUACCGAUCACAGUAGAUGCUUUUUCCCAUGACUUCCCAUUCUUAGUUCUUAUCUUCUUUUCUCACCUUCUCUGGUUAGAUUAAAUCCUCUGAGUACUUCACACCUCUUUUGUUAAGCUUGCCUUUUGUAAGUUGCUUGACCUUUGUAAAAAAUAGACUCGAAUACAGGACUACAAUCCCCACAAGCCUUUGCUCCACUUCCCCAGAAUGCCUUGUAAUCUCACCUGGGCUGAGAUCGAGAAGGUAUUUAAGCUGAUUCAAAGGCUUUUGAGGGACUUGGACUUCCAUUUUGGGGCAGGCCUGGCUUUUUUUUCAUAAUGUAGGUGAGGUUGUGUCUAGGCCUCUCUAUGGCCUGGACAUGUGUCUCUUAUCCUGUAUUUCUUUAAUCCUUAAUUUUCAAUAAACCUCUAAAAAAUAUAAUACUCCUUGCAGAGAGAAACUAAUUUCUACCUGCCUCAGAUGCCUCAGUCUCCCCAUAUAUUCCCUAAAUUUUAAUAUUUACAGUUGGCGACCAUGAAGGGACAAAAAAACUCUCGAUCUUCUGAUUUAAUCUUUAAUAUCUAGUACCUAGAAAUUUUUUUUUUGAGCCAUAUCUCUCUGGCCAAGGUUUUCUACCCUUGCAAAGCUGCUACAGGCUCCGGACCUGUUGCGUUUGCUGCCCACCCCACCUGGCUCGGCCCCAUCGCUUCCUGCCUGCAGCCUGCAGCCCUGAUCAUCCUUACCUGGUACCUGGUCCCGGCCUUGCCCACCCCCGCAGCCCCUCCUGCUCCUGGCCUCUCACCAGCCUGCUGCCUGACUGUUUCUGAGCCCCAGACCCACGAGCGUGACACCAGCCGGCUCAUCACCCAGAUCCUUGGAGCAGAUUCACUCAUCGCUCAGGACUCAUUGCGACCAGCUGGGAGAAGAUUCAACUAACUUUGAAGGGGAAAAUGGGUGGCCCAGCGAAGUGGGAACCAGGCCCAGAGAUGGGAGGUCUCUAGUUAAAAUCUGGCCUCAGAUGCUUCCCAGCUAUGGGGCCCUGGACGGGUCCCUUGAACCCCAUAGCCUAGCCUUUACUACUACUCUACCUUCGGACAAUAGACAUUUAAAUGGAUAAUUAAAAACAAACAAAAAAAACAAAAAAAACCCACCCAAGGAACUUUGAAGAGACUAAAGACUAUAUUUUGAGGCAUUUCAAACUCCAAUGGUUUAUAAAAAAUCUCUGUAUUCUAUUGCAUUUUUUGUUUAAGGUUUAACUUUGUGAUUUUAAGUUCAUAUAUUACUCGAUUCAAUAUUAUUCUGCUUGAACUGAAGGUUGAAUUUAUUUUGAAUGUACUGAGUUUUGAAAUUCUGUUGUUUUUCCCCUAUAACUGUGUUGAACAAAUAUUAUUGUGAAUAAGCCCAUAUAUGAAAAAAAACAGCUUUUUUCUAUUUUGCUGAGGAUAGAUGGACUUCAGAACUGGUUACAAUUGUAUUAACAACCUUUGGAAUUUUAAUGUGCUAAAUACCUCAAAUGAUUUGAUUUUAAGGGUUUUUUAAAUAUGAUUUUUGGAAUUUUUUUUUAACAAUCUGGUUAUUUUUGCCUGCCCCUACCACGAGGUAAGGCCCAUUAGCUGAAGUGAAAUACAUUUUAUAAACCCCAACCUUCCCACAUGUGAAUGGAAGUUGGGCAGUUAAUUUCAGGGCAUUUGUACCCUUAAAAAGCCUCCAAAAGGAGCACCCCUUUAUUUAUACUCUUCAGCUCACUACUUUACUUGCACCAGAAUGAUAUAUAGAUUUCUUGAUUAUGUUCUUAACCCUAGAUGAGUUUUACUUUGUUUAAAAAAAAUAUGUUUAUUACCAAGGUUGAAAGAUUGCUAUGAUUGUAAAAAUUGUAACAAAUGUCCAUCAAUUCAUAGGUUUGAAAAAUGUCAUACAGCAACUUAUGUGAAAUAUGAUAGUGUGUUUGUUUGCUAUUGUAAUUAAUUGGGCUAUUGAGAAUUUUGGGGAUAUUGAUAUCUACAUAUUUGUACUACUGUAUUUUUAAAAAAUGAAAAAUUGUUAACCUUGUUCAAUUCAUUUGCCUUCUACUCACAGUGAUCAUGGCCAGAUAUUAAGAGGAAAUGGAUCUCAUUUUUGGUGAGAAAGUCUUGAAUUUUAUAUUUUCUUAGCUGACACAGAGUGUCAAUGAUUAUAAGCUAUAUUUUUGAAUUUUUAAAGCUCUUUUAUUAUUAUAUUUUCUUGCACGUGCAAUAUACUUUUUCAGUUUUUUUUAUUUUUUCUCUCCUUUUUAUAUUUGAAGCACAUGUCACCAGCAUUAAGAUUUUCUUUAACUUUUUGACUUUUCAGUGCUACAAGUUUGAAAUACAUUUGUCAAUGCAUGCCCUAAAAAGCUUGUGACUAUAAAAAUGGUGCCACUAAUUAUUUAAAUAAAUUAUGGGACUUUGCUUAAUGAUUCUGUCUGAUUCCAGGAGAAGAUAUACACACAAGAGCCAUUGCACAGAGCCAAAGAAAGGCCAAUCCAGGAUGGAUUGAUGCACUUCUAGGCCAAUACAAAGGUCUUGAACCUAGUGUGAAGACACAAGGUUAUUAUGUUUAACAUGUGUUAAGACAUAGGCUUUCCUUGUGUCCACACUCACUCUGAAGAUACUCACAGACGAGUAUCCCCAAAACCUUGGUUCCUACUUGGCUUCUAUAAUCUGGUCCCUUUCUUUUCUGCCUCUCAUAGUGUGGUACCUUUCUGUAGUCCUAGCUAUUGACUGGGUAAAUGCAUCAUUACUUAGAUCAUUUUGAUUGGGCCCUGAUUGAAGGACCUAUUAUAGAUUUAUUUUUCUUCUACUUGGAAUUUUUACACAUAAGACUUUGAUAGUCUAUAUUUUCAUCCAGAAAGUUUUCUUUUCUUUUUUAUUUUUCUGAUGUCUUUUUAAUAUCUCUUGCCAAUUGAUUCAUAUACCUCAGCCAUGCAUCCCUAAGUGAUUCUGUAUAUUUCAAUCACCCACAACACAGGGAAAUGUUAAAAAAAAUAUUAUUGUAAAUUGCAAAGUUUAAAUUCCUUUUGAGAAGAAUUUUAGGUAAAGAAGAUGCUACGUCUCUGAAUCCAGAACUGAACUGUUGGAGAAGCCACCAUGAAGAAGCCUCCAGACCACAAGCUGCACAAGAUCAAAAUGAACUUUGGGUGUGGUUGAUUGAACAUUUAUUUGUAUGUAUACUUUCAUGCCAAAGGGGACUGCCCCCUAACGGCUUUUUGUCAAUGCGUUCAGCAGUUAUUGUUUUUAUUGUUUUUUUUUCUUUUUUUCUCUUAUCCUCACAUUAUUGAAAUCUUUUAAGUUGAUUAUGUUUUUAUGAUCCUUUUGGGGAAAAAUUAAAUUUUCCAAAAAUGA